GCCCGUUGGCACAGGAUGAGCAGAUGACAAAUUCAUUGUCGGGGAGCUGAGAGUGAAUGCUUGGGACAGAACCAGGUACAUACAUCAUGGUUGUGUCAAGCAGAGCGCUGAGGCUGUGUCUACUGUGAGCUGCCCACCUAGGUUGACAUGCGUCGAAGAAAUAGAAGUUCGGCGCACCGUUUCACUCCCGCAAUCUUCCCUGAACGGCCGACCCAAGUCUCAUACUACUGCACUCCUUCCCUUGCAGGCGGCUUCAAACACAGGCAUGAUGAACCGAAUACUAGAUAGUUGGGGGAUAGGCCGGCCCAAGAGGCGGUUAAUUCAAUUUCUAAUCUUUGAAAUCAGACGAUCGGCGAGCGGCAGCCAGCAACUUGAAAGACACAACGAUGACACUACCUCUCAACAAGACUCGACUAUUGUUCUUGGAGGCCCAACCGUACAACAGUGCUACAGCCGAAUCGUUAAAUCUUGGCGACCAUAUGGGGACAGUCGUUCAGGUCACCAUCAGAAGCAGAAACACAAGGUAACAAGACAACUACUGGGAAUAAUUUCAGUUUCAUUCUUAGAGACUUGGCGAUAUCUUGUUUCCAGUCCUUCGAAAGCGGAACUGGCCAUAUAUGCUAUAGAGCAGCGCGAUAUCACGACGGCUAUAGAGACACUGCUACUUGGACAUGUCAAUGGUUCCGACUCGGAGAAGCUUCCUAAACGCGUGAUCAUUCGAGAAGACAGGCUGCUAGGAUACGUUCUUGUUGGCGAGCGACGUCAAUGGACGUACGGACGACGUAAACAAUUCUACUGGGGUGGACAUCCGUUAAGGAGUAGCGAAGACAAAUGGGUAUUCUACUUCGAGACCACAAAAUUGCAGGUUAACUAUCCAGGGCGUCGAGUCUGAAAUUGUUUUUGUAGACCAUGGCCAAAUACCUAUCAAACUAUCAGCAGCAUCGCUCCCGGCCAGCUGUAGACCUGCGGAGUAUAACCUAUAUGAAGGUACCAUCGGCUUUUGAUUCCACCAUAUUGCUCGUACAAAUUGUAUACAUCCAUGCCUCAUAUUACGCGGCCAAAUGUCGAUCAAUUGCUUAUAUGAAAGUGUGCUU
Suillus subaureus is the source of this 1094-nucleotide messenger RNA. RefSeq lists its product as uncharacterized. Bases 266 to 892 code for a protein of 208 amino acids. Lineage: Eukaryota; Fungi; Basidiomycota; Agaricomycetes; Boletales; Suillaceae. The record is from RefSeq and is a predicted model, not a curated record. The transcript has 4 exons.